Molecule: messenger RNA, 378 nt
Organism: Echinostoma caproni
Lineage: Eukaryota; Metazoa; Platyhelminthes; Trematoda; Plagiorchiida; Echinostomatidae
Source: the annotation of a GenBank genome assembly
AUGGAUCAGGGCGUGAUUUGGUCUUUCAAAUGUUCGUUUCAGAAACAUUUACUGGAAUAUGUAUUGUCUUUGAUCGAAGAUGAACAACUUAUCAUGGAGGCCGAGGUGAAUAUUCUCAUGAUCAUGCAUCUGAUCAAGAAAGCUUGGGCGUCUGUGCACCCGCUCGUACUGAUUAACGCUUUCAUGAAAGCUGGGUUCAAAUCCACAUUGAUUCAGUCGGUGAUGCAGCCACCAGAGGAUAAAUUCGAUUUGAUCGAGGACUUUACUCCUUAUGUGACCGUUUUUUUUGAAGAAGAAAUCGUCUGUUUGGAAUUUGAAAAUGAAGAAGUGCGUUAUUUAAAAUGUUUGUAUCAAGUCUCUUCUUUAGUCAUUAGAUGA